AUGUCGGAAUCGGUGCAUAACCUAGAAAUCCGAGUCGGGCAGGCCCUGUGGCCUCCUCCAAGUCAGUACAGUUCUCUGCUGGGUGACAUCUCCCAGAAGAUGCCAAACAUCGUGGAGCUAAAAAUCGAAACCAUGGACCUCUCUAUGGAAAUAUUGGAACAGGACAUCUGUCGGUUGAUUGCGAGCCUCACUUUACUAGAGAAGAUCACUCUCCCGUUCUACUGCCUCCUUCCUUCAAUAGUCAGUCAGCUUUCCCACGUCAAGAAUCUGCGCAAUAUCGAAAUGGGGAACAACGCGCUGUCGUAUGGCCGCACAGGAGACGUUGACGACUUUCACUCCAUCCUUGAAUCGUCCUCCUUCCCUUCGCUCAAAAACCUACACUUUUGUUCAUCCUUAGAAGACGCUCGGACGUUCCUUGGAGGGGCAUACUCUCCGGCCUUUAGAUUGACCUCCUUGUGGCUACGUGUCACUUUCCCUGGAAUGGACACACAGCAUCGCACCUCUCCUCGAUGUUUUCGCUCGCUUCUCGAACUCCUUGCGAACGCAUGUGGGCCUCUGGAGCGAUUGGAAAUCACCAUGUCAGCUCCAAAUGACAGCGACGAGGACGAGAUGGAAUCCCUUCCACGAAUCACCUACUCCGAUUUCAGCUGCGUCGCUCGCUUCCGUUCAUUGAAAGCAUUCUCCAUUCAGCAUGUCCAUCCCAUUGAAAUCACCGAUGCAGAUGCGGAGACACUUGCUUCGCAAUGCCCGCGUAUGGAGGAGCUCACCCUAAAUGCUUACCCGACUUCCAUUCCUCAAGCAGAAGAUCUCGAUUUCGCAGCCACAUCUUUAUCUGUACGAUCACUCGCAUCCUUUGCUACCCACUGUCCCCACCUUAAAUCUCUAGCCCUAUAUCUUUACAUCGAUGACGACAUCCGACAUAUCGACUCUUCUGCCUACUCCCGGUUCAAGAGUCUUGAAGUAUUGAAUUUUGGGUACAUCCACGCCCCUCGUCUAGCGCGCCAAAAGGACAUCUGCUCGAUUCUAUUCAGCAUACUUCCCCGUGGUUGCGAGCUCAGAACGUACGUCACGGGCCAAGUCGACUAUGACAGGAUUGGUGUAGACCGGCCGAGCUGGGGAGGGAGGAACUAUGCAGCAGCAGAGGCGGCUUAUGCAUAUUGGAAAAGUGUGGAAGAGGUCUUGAAUUUGAUGUGGCGUACGAAACAGGAAGCCGAAAGGAUGUCACGGUCAAGAAUACACGAGUUGGAGGGCGAAGUGGCUCUGCUGAAGCGGGAACUAGCGUUGGCUAGGACGUAG
Stereum hirsutum FP-91666 SS1 is the source of this 1296-nucleotide messenger RNA. RefSeq lists its product as uncharacterized. Bases 1 to 1296 code for a protein of 431 amino acids. The record is from RefSeq and is a predicted model, not a curated record. Lineage: Eukaryota; Fungi; Basidiomycota; Agaricomycetes; Russulales; Stereaceae. The transcript has a single exon.